Molecule: messenger RNA, 860 nt
Organism: Homalodisca vitripennis (glassy-winged sharpshooter)
Lineage: Eukaryota; Metazoa; Arthropoda; Insecta; Hemiptera; Cicadellidae
Product: transcription factor Adf-1-like
Exons: 3
Coding region: 231-860 (209 amino acids)
Biological process (GO): regulation of transcription by RNA polymerase II
Cellular component (GO): transcription regulator complex; nucleus
Source: RefSeq, a predicted model, not a curated record
AAGGUUGGGACACACAUAACCGCACCGCGCCCGACACGUGAGUCGGCCGAUUGUUGGCCGUCACACGGUGAAACAAUUGCUGCGCAGUAUUUAACCUGCAAGUUCAGACACGUCCGCACCGACACCAGACCGUCGUGGCCGCACCGUGGCCGCACCGUCACCGAUAGUUCAGGUUUGAAUUUUGACGGGCACGGUGCGGUCUGAGAGAUCUCUUUUGAGCGGCAUCAGCCAUGGAUGUGGAGAAACUUAUUGAAGAAAUAAGGAAGUUUCCUGUAGUUUAUGACCAGUCGAAUGACAAAUAUCGGAAUACAGAAUACAAGGAGAAAGUGUGGAAGAAAAUUGCUGACAAUUUGGAGCUUGGAGAGGGUGGAGUAGAAGAAUGCAAAAGAAAGUGGAGCUCUAUUCGAGACCAGCUUCGUAGGACACUACAAAAAAGAAAGACCAAAUCUGGACAGGCAAGUGUUGCAUUCCGGAAGUAUAAAUACGAAGAUAUUCUUUCAUUCCUGGUACCUUUUCUUGGAGAACGAGAAGGAAUCACCAAUGUGUUCUCACAACAAAAUGAGGAGGAAGUAAAUGAGCAGGAGCUUGUUGAAGAAAAAAACCUUGAAGAAAAUACUCAUGAACAACCAACAAGUGAAGAUGAAAACACUAAUAUCGCCAAAACACCAUCAUCAAGUACUGCAUUGGAAGAUAACAAGUUCAUUAAACCAAAACCGAUAAAACGGAAAAUGGCAGGUUUUCAAGAAAGUGGAAAGUCUAUUCACUACGAAUCUCCAUCUAGUCAGCUUAUGGCCUUCAUACUAGCUGAGAAAGCAGCUGAGAAAAGGGCUCCUCAACAACUAGAACAAACAUCCAGUUAG